AGGCCCCUCCCCGGUCGCCCCGCCUCCCGCUCCCGUUACACCCGGGGGAAGGUGCUCCCGAGACCGCUCCCAUCCUCACCCCGCCUCCCGCUUCCCGGCUCCAACCUCCGCCGGCGGAGCCCACUAUGCCAGACAGUUUCGACACUUUGCAAAGACAAAGAGCCCUAGACCGGAGGGAGGAGGAAGAGGAGGAAGAAGAGGAGAGAGAGAAGGAAGAGGCGAUGUGAGCUAGGAAGGGGGCGAGGGUGAGGAACACCCCUUCUGGAUUCUCCUCCGACUCCCCUCACGCGGAAACUCCAGCGUGUCUCCAGCCGCGCUGAUACCAUCUUCAGACCCCAACUUCCUGAACCGGAAAUGCCAAGGAGAGGGAAUUAGUGCCGCCAAGAGCUGUAGCGAGCAAACACUUUAAGCUUUUUGGCCAGGACAAUCCCAGCUGUGGACCAGAGAUGGACGUCACUCAGCCUAUUGAGAUGACAGACAGCCAACCCUCUGCCUUCAUCAAGCUGGCCGCUUAACCGCCACAUCUCUGGCGGCAGCACGGGAGAGACAAAGCUCUAAUUAAGGAUCAUCGCAAACCACAUUUUGCAGAGCGGGGUGGCAAAGACCCUUCUUUCAAAGGCCUCACCCUCGAGGGACCCUGGAUUGUCACAAAGAUUAAUUACCACUCGACCCCUUUGGAUGGGAAAGGAAAUCACUGAUUAAAGCUUCCUCAAGAGACAUUAUCAGCUCUUUAAGGAUUGCAGAAGCAGUAGGCUACUUUAUUUUCUGAAAAGACAGAUAUCCGCUGGCAGAGCCAACACACCACGCAUGGCCUUUGUGUACCAUGGCCGGUGAUGUCGGAGACACAGGGGUGGCCAUGCCCUGGCAGGAGUGAGGUUGGCCCCAGCAGCCCCUGAGUCCUCCCUGGGAAUUCCCUCCGUCCCUGCUGAUCGAGCCUCCAUCUCCAGGAUUCUUCUUCUAUCUUCCUCCUCAGUCAGGAGCCCAUCACGGGAAGGCCCCACCAGGUAGCAAAGAUGGUGACCACCAGGAAGAGGACCCUCAAAGUGCUCACCUUCCUCGUCCUCUUCAUCUUCCUCACCUCCUUCUUCUUCAACUACUCCCACACCAUGGUGGCCACCACCUGGUUCCCCAAGCAGAUGGUCAUGGAGCUCUCGGAGAACCUGAGGAAGCUCAUCAAGUACAGGCCCUGCACCUGCGCCCACUGCAUCGGCCAGCGCAGGGUCUCCGCCUGGUUCGACGAGAGGUUCAACCAGACCAUGCAGCCGCUGCUGACGGUGCGGAACGCGCUCCUGGAGGAGGAAACCUACGCAUGGUGGCUGAGGCUCCAGCGGGAGAAGAAGCCCAAUAACUUGAAUGACACCAUCAAAGAGCUGUUCAGAAUCGUGCCUGGGAAUGUGGACCCUGUGCUGGAGAAGCGGUCUGUGGGCUGCCGGCGCUGUGCUGUCGUGGGCAACUCGGGCAACCUGAAGGAGUCCUCAUACGGGUCGGAGAUAGACAGUCACGACUUUGUGCUCAGGAUGAACAGGGCGCCCACGGCGGGGUUUGAGGCCGAUGUCGGGAGCAAGACCACCCACCACCUGGUGUACCCCGAGAGCUUCCGGGAGCUGGGGGAGAACGUCAGCAUGGUGCUGGUCCCCUUCAAGACCUUGGACUUGGAGUGGGUGGUGAGCGCCACCACCACGGGCACCAUCUCCCACACCUAUGUCCCCGUCCCCACGAAGAUCAAGGUGAAACAGGAUAAGAUCCUGAUCUACCACCCGGCCUUCAUCAAGUACGUCUUCGACAACUGGCUGCAGGGCCACGGGCGGUACCCGUCCACCGGCAUCCUCUCCGUCAUCUUCUCCAUGCACGUCUGUGACGAGGUAGACCUGUAUGGCUUCGGGGCAGACAGCAAAGGGAACUGGCACCACUACUGGGAGAACAACCCGUCAGCAGGGGCUUUUCGCAAGACAGGGGUGCAUGAUGCAGACUUUGAGUCCAACGUGACGGCCACCUUGGCAUCCAUCAACAAAAUCCGGAUCUUCAAGGGGAGAUGACGCCGGGAAGGGUUUGGGAUGGACGCGCCAUCACGCCUCUGGAUUCCAGCUCCAGCAUCUCGCCGGAGCCGUCCCGUCCAGGAGCUCCGAGGGCCGGCCCCAGCGGUGUGCCCAGGUGCCUCCUGCAGCCUCUUGCUCCCCAGCCUUCGGCAGCCUCCACUCAGCAAGGUCGCCGAGCUCCACCACGACUGCAGAGCCCGUUUCAGAACCCGUCUCGGGUGGGGAGAGUUUCCUCCCGCUGCUGUCCCAGGGCUGGGGAGACGCUGGGAAAGCUUCAGUCUCCAAACACUAAAAUCAUUUUGGCUUCUAGGGCGGGGUUGGGGGGGCCGAAUCUGGAGACGCCCGUAUUCUAAUUGACAAGAGGCUUCCCAGGAAAGAUGGGGGGAGAGACUUGCUGCUGCCCAGGGUUCCAGAGCUGACUCUCCAGCUCCGAUUGUCGCUGGGAUGUUUCUGAGUGAUGAUUACCUCCAGGACAGAGCCACGUCGGGCCACGCAGGUGCUGGGGGCACAGUGUGGCCCUUUCUUUGCACGAAGCCUGGCCUCUCACUCGGUGUGAUAACCCUGUCAUCCCUUCCUUCCCAGAGUUCAUUUAUCAUGGCCAGGAGAGACUUCCCACCCCCAAGAUCAUCAUGGAAACUUGGCAGCAUGUUUCUCCCUCCUGCAGAUGCCUCUUCCCAAGCAGAUGUCCCCCUGAGCAAUCAAUCUCCGUGGUUAUGAUCGUGGCCAAGAGCAGCUCUGCCUACUUCCAUGUGCCUUUGUGUCUGGGGAAGAAAUGCACGCAUUGGCUGAAAUGAGGCAAAAGCUCCUGCUCGGGAAAGGGGGCCCCCACCAACGGCCCACCCCUGCUCCAGAGCUGGGAACGUCUUUUCUAGAUUCCUGAGACGGCGCCCAAUUGGGAAUAAAGCUCAGAUGACACUCAGAGCCACCCAGGGGCACAUCAGCCGGGGAAUACUCUCUUAUUUUCUUAGACUGUUGGAUUUGGUGUCUGGAACCUCCAAGGCCACACAGGGGGCUUCCGACGGCAUUUUUCCCAGGGGCCUGAGCUCUGGGCCACGUCCCUGCUGGCCACCUCUGGGGUGUCCGGGGUUGGUUGGGGGCCUCCAACAAUGGUGGCUGCACUUACCUCAUCUUCUCACUCUCCAGCUACCCUCUUUCUCCUCAGCCUUCCUGAUUAUUUAUUGAUUUAUUUUCUUUUUAAUUCAACUGACAUUGUGUGUACCCUGGCUCUGUUGCUGGCCCUGGGGUUUUAAUUAAGCUUGCUAUUGCCGAACCCAGCAGCAGGGGAAGGGGUGCUGAAAGGGAGGCUUGUAGGAAUUCUUGGACUUGGGAUGUUGGGAGUAUCCAGGGCUCGGGGCCGGCGGAUGGGCAGAUCCUGUGGUGUCGGUCCUUGGUGACUUGUGGAGUGGCUGCCCUGCCCUCCCUUUCCAGCCCAGCUUCCUUCCUCCUCCUUGUGGAUUUGGCAUCGUUCUCAGACUGGGAGUGUCCCAAACUCAGUGAAACCUCAUUGCAGCUGGGUGGGGAGUGGGGCAGGCAGAGGAGGACAGUGAUUGUAGGCUGCAGCUCUGAGGCUUCAUCAGAAAAACCACUUUUCCUAUUGAAAACAUUUCCUAAAAGGCCACUGCUGCUUUGGGGAGGUGUGACCUUUUAGAAUGCAUUCUCAGAAAUCAAGUGACCCACUCCUCCCGGCUCAGAAUCCCCCUCUGCACUCUGGGUGGGAGGAAUUAUGCUGGCUCAGGGGCCUCAGUCAGAGGUCACGGAUGGCUUCAUGCCAUUCACAAGAGUCCCCCAAAAUUGCAUGCCCAAUUUUUUUUUUUCUUUCCCUGAAUUCUGUGCAUAUGAGCAUGUUUCUGGGGAACAUUUCCAUAGGUUUCAUUACUUUCUUACAUAUUCAGAAUCCAGGAAGUGCUAAACAAACAAACAAACAAACCUGUUUCAGCUUUAAAAGCCUCCCAAAUGGAAGACUUCCUUGACUGAUACCGGCUGGUGUGUUGCUGCGAGUUGUCACUCUGAGGUCAUACCCCUCCGAGGCUCACAGCCCUGCUUGACGUGGAAGACUCAGCAAAUGUCCGUGGGUGGCUGAUUAGUCCCAGGGACAAACUGAGUCACAUGGAUGCUGAUACAGAGCUCCGUGGUGACUCUGGAACUCUUCCCCUUCUCUGCAAGCUGAGUCUGUUUGGGGAUGAUGACAGGUUCAGUAGAGCAGUCUGCUUUGGGUUUUACUGAUGAAGAACAGGUCCCCCCAAGGGACGAAGUGUCUGUGCCUGAGCUGGCUGCUGCAUGGGUGGCUGUCUGGGCCGGGUCUGCUCUUCUUCCUCCCACUAGGAUGUUCAAGCUGGGGGAUACCUUCUAGUCGACCACGUUAGCUCUCAUUUUACACUGAGAAAAGCAUGGCCCAGAGUAGGGAAGUGACUUGCAAUAGUAAUCUGAUUAUACCAGCACAAGUCAGAGUUUGAGCAAAAAUAGGGUGUUAUUGGCUCCACGUUUAAAUUGUCCAGAGGUGGGCUUUCCCAGCGAGACUCCAGCCAGCAUCUUGAAAAAGUGUAACCAUCAUGUAGGGGUCUGCUCUGCUCUCUCAGCGCCGAGCUCCACCCGCAGGCCACCCUGGUGGGCAAGCUCUUGUCUCUGCCUUCUCAUGCCGUAACCCUCCAGCAGAGGAGAUGGCAUUUCUCUUUCCCAUAGCCUAGCGGACUCUCUUGUGUCUUGCUGGCUUAGCAGUGGGUACUUACCCGAAUAAAAGCCAGUCGUUGUGGCUAGAAUUAAAUGAACCAAUUGAUGCAAGCCAUUUGGAACCCAGGCCUGGGGUGAAGGUGGCUGAGAACCAGACAAGAGUAUUUCCCAAAGGUCACUGGUUGUGCUGUCAGCAGGAAAACAAGAAGGACCCAUGCUGGGCAGGCAAUGGCAGGGUGCUCCCUCUGGCCCCUGAAUCCCAGCCCAGGGCUCUGUCCACUCUGCAGACAGAGAUCCCCUUGGAGACCAGUCCUGGGCUGUAGGCAGGGAGCAGAGGAGUCCCCGCCUGUAGCACACAGCGCUGAGCCUGAAGCUGCAAAAAAGGCAGGGGCUGAUGAGCCUGGCCCAUGAGAUCUCAGCAACAUCCCAGCCUCCGCGGUUCCCCCAGCAGCAAGCCAGGAGGUGGAUACUCUAGAGCUGGAACCACAUGCCCUUCCCCUGCCCUCUCCCAACUGUUACAGGAGAAGGGAGGGAAGGUUUUUAACCUCUGGCUUCACAUCAGAAUCCGGGAGGAAAACUGAGUUCGUAAAACAAAAAAUAGGGAAACCAGACAAGGUGGGGAAGGCAGUGGUUCUUUUAUGGAAUCGCAUUCUCUGCUGUGGCCAGAAGGGGGCGCUAGAGGCCAAGCCUGACCGUGAAUCGCAGCAGAGGCAGCAUCCACCGCGCCUCUCCGCGGGCCCUUCCGUGCCAGAAUCACUCAGAUCUCAGCUGCCGCCUCCACCUCGUCUGGUUUCCUAAUGUUCUACGUUUUAUUUUCUUGUACCUGGCUUUUCCCACUAAUCCCAGCCCACAUGGUUUGCUGCAUGAGAGCUGGGUUAUUUGUUUAAGUGUCCUCUUCAAGCUAGCCUGACAACAAGCAAGGUGGAAACCCAGAAACCCACUCUCCCUCGCCUGGUUAUGAUCAAAAAUACUUCCCGCAGGGAAGCCCAAGCCCAGGGUGGCCAGUGUCCAGCUAGAGACAUCUGGACGCCUGCCAUGUGCCAUCGGGAGCCGGCUACUGUCCUCGCCCCUCUGAAGAGCUCGGGGACGUCACUGUGUUCAUGGUGGACGUCUGGGUUGCCGCAAACCUGGCCACGUGCCACCAGCCUCAUCCUGUCCUGUGGGCUGGGCCAGGCAGUUCUGAGAUAGAGUCAACUGUCCUCUUGUUUGCCUGAAAGCACCAGCUCUUGCGCCCCUGGGUGCCACCUGACACCGCAAAGAGAAGGAGAGGGAGGAGGAAAACCAGAGUCAGGACAAGCAGCACCUCACGGCGUGUCGGGGUCAGGGCAUUAGCAGCUCUUACUUUCUCACCAAAACGGCACUGAAUUCCCACAGGCAGCCAGCCUGCUCCGCACCUCCCGUUCCGCCUGCCAGAGCCCACCGGCUCAUCCGCGCUGGUGUGGAACCCGGCACCGGCACGCAGCUUCUGUCCUAAAACUGCCAUCCGGCAGUUGCCGGUCCAGAGCUGGGACGUCAGCUUUAAUCCCCGUCUGAGUCAGGGACCCCUCCCCGUCGAGUGGUGGCGGGUUCAUUCCCUUCCUCCUGUACAAUCGCUUUAGCACUUCCCCGAAUUCCCUUCAAAGCCAAAGUUUCUUGAGCACUUUCUCCUCUUUGCAGACUUGUGUGUUUGGUUGUUGGUGUUUUAAAAUUUGCUUUCUGUUCCCACUCGCCUCUCUCCGUUCCGCAGCCGAGCGUUGAUCUGGGUGCAUUUGGAUGACCGUAGCAGGAGUCUACUUUCCUCAGCCCCUGGUCUGUUUUAUUUAUUGUUGAAUAUUUCCAAUGACCUGAAUCAAAGUGAAUUAAAAAAGAGCUAUUUUAUCGUU
Molecule: messenger RNA, 6565 nt
Organism: Lemur catta (Ring-tailed lemur)
Lineage: Eukaryota; Metazoa; Chordata; Mammalia; Primates; Lemuridae
Gene: ST3GAL1
Product: ST3 beta-galactoside alpha-2,3-sialyltransferase 1
Exons: 8
Coding region: 1014-2036 (340 amino acids)
Molecular function (GO): beta-galactoside (CMP) alpha-2,3-sialyltransferase activity
Source: RefSeq, a predicted model, not a curated record